Molecule: messenger RNA, 1451 nt
Organism: Penaeus vannamei (Pacific white shrimp)
Lineage: Eukaryota; Metazoa; Arthropoda; Malacostraca; Decapoda; Penaeidae
Source: RefSeq, a predicted model, not a curated record
AGUCGGGAUCAAGAUGGCCAGCGCGGUUGUGUGUGCGGUGUUGGUAGGACUCCUGCAUCUGUCCUGCGCCAGCCAAAGCGACCCUGUUCCUGAAGACGUAUCCUUCACUCUCUUUUCAAGGUCGAACCGCAACGACGGCGUCGACAUCCACUACACCGACACGAGCCUCGACCCCUUCUUCGACGGCACUCGCAGGACGGUCGCCAUCGCCCACGGCUUUCAGGAGGAUGGCUAUAAUUCGGUGUGGAUGAACGCUGUGAAGGAUCUGGUGCUGGAUGUGAUUGACGCGAAUGUGAUAAGAGUAAACUUUAAGACCCUUGCGGCCGCUCCGAGGUACGACCUGGCCGCCGCCGACACGUCCUUCAUCGGGAAGGAACUGGCGAGUCUCCUGAACGACUUGAAGCGUCGAGGGGGACUUUCUCCCUCGGAGGUCCACCUUAUUGGCUUCUCUCUCGGGGCUCAGGUCAUGGGCGUCGCCGGCCACAACUUCAAGACGGUUGACAGGAUUACAGGUCUGGACCCCGCCUACCCCCUCUUCGGCGAGGCUCCCCUGCAAGACCGCCUGGACCCCAGCGACGCCUCCUUCGUGGACGUGAUCCAUACGAACAGCGGCCCCCUCCUGACGGGCCACCUGUCCUUCCUGGACCCCGUGGGCCACGUGGACUUCUAUCCCUGCGGCGGACACGAUCAGCGCGGUUGUCCCAAACUGAUCGACGAAGUGCUGGAGAAUCUGGCCGAUCUCACCUUGGAUGACAUUGACGCCUGCAGCCACAGUCGAGCUCCAGAGUAUUUCAUUCAGUCUCUAUCAGCCAAUGACUUCUUAGGAUUCAAGUGCGCCAGUUACGAAGAUUUCGAGAGGGGUGACUGCCUCAGUGUCACAAACACCCUUGGCUGGUAUGUUGACCGGAACAACGAGGGUACUUUCUACAUGGAUACUCUCACUGGAGCUCCAUUUGUUGCCUUGCAGGCCACGGCUACGUUAACUGUCGGCUCGACAGAGGCUCACGGCGACCUCUUCCUCAGGGUCAAGAUCUCUGGCAUGGAAGACAACGAGUGCCAGAUCUUGAACGGGUGGGAGCGUGAACGGAUACAGCCAGGGAGCGUCAGGACCCACAUCGUGCCUGUCCCUCAGAACGGCGGCAUAACGAGCACACAGGUCGAGCUCGAGUAUGUUGUCAACGAUCUCUGGAUCGGUUCGAACUCCUACUCAAUUGAGAUCGCUUCCGUUGAUGUGGAUACUUAUGGAUCUCAUUCCUGUGUUGUUUCGAGUGCCACCCUGCAGAACGGUGUACCGAGGACAUUCUCGCCCUCCGCUGGAUCGUGUUAGCUUUAUUGCGCGCGAAAGAGACAAAAAAUACCGGUAACGAGCUGCAUAAAUUGAAAUUAAUCCGUUACUGUAGAAGACUUAUUAAAAUGAAUAAUUUAUUCAGUAUAAUAAGAAAAUAUUGGCA